AUGAACAAAAUCGCGAAUAUUCGUCAAAUUCCUCGACGCGUCUACUCGAUGGUCAAUCGAUCUUUUUCAAGUAUUUCUGAUACACCGGUUGAAGAACCACCACGUGAUCCAAACGCAUCGACACGAGAUAAUACGAAUGGUGGUGAUCAAUCACCGAAACCGAAUCGAAAUAAUUCAAAUAACAAUCAAGAUCCGAAUCAAGUACCAAAAUCACCUAAAAAAGAUCGUUAA
Molecule: messenger RNA, 231 nt
Organism: Adineta ricciae
Lineage: Eukaryota; Metazoa; Rotifera; Eurotatoria; Adinetida; Adinetidae
Source: the annotation of a GenBank genome assembly